AUGGCGAGAAUCAACUACGCUCCUAAGCGUGGUAGCCGACAGAUCAGACCCCAGAACGUUUUUGGGACUAGGCGUAUGAGAUAUGAGACGGAGUCAUUUGGUCGCUUUCUUAUGGGCCACGGGCGAUAUACAACAUCACACAACCUUUUGUUCAGCCUUUAUAAGGACGACCUUUCACAGCAGGGGGCAGAAGGUCCUGAUACGUUGAGCAGCACGACUGAUCUGGCAAUCCUCUACCAAAGUCAGGGUUGGUGGAAGGAGGCCGAGAGUCUUCUCACCCAGGUGGUACAGGCCAGCAAAGAAGUAGUUGGAAUAGAGCACUCAGACACCAUAAGACGCAUCAUUUUGCUUUUACAAGUGUACAAAAAACAGGGCCGGUGGAAGGAAGCUGAGGGUCUUCUAACGCAGGUGUUAGAAACCUGCAAGACAGUAUUGGGAAUAGAAGCCCGUGUCACUUUGAGGUGUAUGAAUAAUCUAGCAUCAGUCUAUCAGCAGCAGGGACGGUUAAAAGAGGCCGAGGAGCUGAACAAGGAAGUUUUAAAGGCCACAAAAAGAGUUCUGGGAGCAGAGAAUUGUGAAACUUUGCGUGCCAUGAACGAUCUUGCAAUGAUCUAUUUUUAUCAAGGGCAGUUAGAGGAGGCAGAGGACCUACAAAGGCAGGUUCUUGAGGUCAGCCUGAGGCUACUAGGGGCAGAGCAUCCUGAUACCCUUACUUCCAUGAGCAAUUUUGCAACAACUUAUUGGAAACAGGACAAACUGAAGGAGGUUAUUGAGACCGAGAAGAGAGUACUAGGGGCAGAGCAUCCUAGCACCCUUACUUCCAUGAGCAAUCUUGCAAUAACUUAUUGGGAACAGGGCCAAUUAAAGGAGGCUGAGGACCUACAGAAGCAGGUUCUUGAGACCAGGAAGAGAGUACUAGGCGCAGAUCAUCCCGAUAUCUUGGUUAGUAUGCACAACCUAGCUGUGAUAUGGGAAUCCCAAGGCCAACUUGAUCAGGCAAAAGAGUUGAUGCACCAAUGCGUCCUCCUGAGUCGGGCCGUAUUCGGACCAGACCACCCCUAUACACAGGAUUCCGCCAAAUAUCUGGCUGAGUGGGCCAGGAACAAUGAACAAAAUCAUGAAUCCCGAUUCUCUCGAUUUGUGCAUCGAAUCCGAAGUCGAAAGCAGCACUGA
This is a messenger RNA of Rasamsonia emersonii CBS 393.64, 1173 nucleotides long. Its product is annotated as Kinesin light chain. The transcript has 2 exons. The record is from RefSeq and is a predicted model, not a curated record. NCBI's taxonomy places the organism in Eukaryota, Fungi, Ascomycota, Eurotiomycetes, Eurotiales, Trichocomaceae. The coding region runs from base 1 to 1173 and encodes 390 amino acids. Gene Ontology annotation, cellular component: kinesin complex. Gene Ontology annotation, molecular function: protein binding.